ACAACAAACAAACAUUCGCGAAUAUAUAACUAUUCGUAUGUAAAAACGUAUAUAUUUGGUAUGUACUUGUAAACAACUUAAUCAAUCAGCCAGCAAUGAUGAAGCGAUUUACAACUACCGCAACGCUCUUGAUCUUUGCUAUCGUGACUGCCGUCUGGCUACCGUGGACUGCCGUUAGUGCGUUGGCUGAGUCCUCAACCUUGCAAACGGCUAAGCAGUGGAAGCUGUUCACCUAUAAUUUCUUACCGCAUGCACCCAUACACGAUUUGAACUUCUACAAUCCAUCCAAUGUGCUGGCAACCGGUAUUACUGUUUCCCACGACCGGAUUUUCAUUGCGACGCCGAAAUUGUUCUCUGGCGUUUCGUCGACCGUGAAUGUCGUCUCGAAGGCGGAGUUCGGCGAUUCACCAGUGCUUCAGGCUUACCCAGAUUGGUCAUUUUCAACAACCGGUCGCACAGAUUUCAAUUGUAGCGACUUAGUUUUGGUGUCUGUCUACCGCAUGCGUAUCGAUUCGUGCAAUCGUUUAUGGCUUUUAGAUGCUGGUGUUUCACGCUCACUCGAAGACUUUGAAGUCACUUGUCCGCCAAAGAUUUUAAUUAUCGACUUGAAUACCGAUCAAGUGGUGCGACGUGUAGACUUUCCUAAGGAGAUACUACGUGGCGAGUCGUUGUUCACAAAUCUGGUCAUUGACGAGACGACAGCGAAACAUGGCAACUGCGAUGAUGUGUUUGCGUACAUAACGGACACUGUGGAGCCUGGGAUCAUCGUUUACGAUAGCGGACGCGAUGUUACCUGGCGCGUUUCACAUCCUGCUAUGUAUCCCGAUCCAGAUUUUGCGCAGUCAGAGAUUCUCAACGAUCGCUUCAUACUAAUGGAUGGCGUGGUGGGUUUAGCAUUCGAUCACAAAUUGGGUGUGGUAUACUUCCAGCCGCUGGCAACUGAUCGCUUAUUCUCCGUCACCAAAGAAGUAUUGCGUGCCGGCCCGCUUGCGCAAAAUGAAAUACUUAAAGUGAAAUUGGUCGGUAAGAAAUCUUCACAAGGCAUCGGACUCACCGUAUCGCCAGUGGAUGGUAGCAUUAUUUUUAGUCCACUUACUGAAACUGCAAUCGCUGCAUGGAAUCCACGCAAUAACAAUCAACUUGUGCUCGCUCACGAUCGCGAACGCCUGCAAUUUGUUGCCGAUAUGGCAACAACACCACAUGAGCCAGGCGUUAUCUAUGCUGUUUCAUCGAAAUUCCAUCGAUUCUUUUUGAAAAAUCUCAACCACAAUGAAGUGAAUAAUCGUGUGCUUCGUUUGCGCUUAACCAACGAUUACGUGUCAACACACGGCGCUAUCGGCGCUCAGCCCUAUGAUUUACAUACGAUCAACAAAGCUUCCAACUACUUCGGAAGUCCAUAUAAAAAAAAUUCUUUGGAUCAAACGAAUGUUAUUGGUUACGGCAAUUACAUCUACAAUAGUUUACAUGCUGGGGUUAAGUCCCAACCGCCCUAUAACUUCGAAACUGUCGGGUUAAUCAAUUUCUCUCUGCGAAACCCCUUCACUGCUCUUAAUGCGGGCGAAGCUUUUCCGCCGCGCAAAGAACAACGUUCGAAUGAUCAACGGCCUUCGUAUUUGGAUAGCUUGAAUGGUGAGCGAAGCACUGCUAGUCCAGAUCUACGUUACCACAUACCAACAACAACAUUAUCUCCAAUACUUCACAGCGGUCAGCACACGUCGAUUCCAUUCAGUGUCGAAUACGAUCUGCCGCGUCGUAUACGUAAUGCUGAAGGACAAGAAAUAAUAAAAGGGGCCAUAGAGUCAACCACUGUGAAGCAGUGAUGGCGAGCGGUAUUGAGGUUGGUACACUGGCGUGCCUUAGUAACUACUUAGCAUUUAUUCGGCUGUCGAAAACAGUGUGUACUAUGUGCAACUGUUUAGAAGCAUAACUUGUGUAUUGUGUGUGCAUACAUACGUUGUUAUACUCAUAUACAUAUGUACAUAUAAGUAUUCAAAAUUGGUAGUUCAUUUAGUAAAACUUAUUUUUGUAUGUAAAUGUAUCUACGUAUACAAAUACAAAGAAGUGUAUAUAAGUAAAUAAGAAGUUGUUUAUUCUAAGUGUGCAUAAAUUGAUUCGAGUUAAUUCAAUCACAAACAAUAAAAAUCAGCUAAUUUGUAUUGUAAAUAAACUAAUAAAAUAAUUUAUA
Molecule: messenger RNA, 2185 nt
Organism: Rhagoletis zephyria (snowberry fruit fly)
Lineage: Eukaryota; Metazoa; Arthropoda; Insecta; Diptera; Tephritidae
Gene: yellow-e
Product: L-dopachrome tautomerase yellow-e
Cellular component (GO): extracellular region
Source: RefSeq, a predicted model, not a curated record